Sinocyclocheilus grahami is the source of this 930-nucleotide messenger RNA. Its product is annotated as alpha-taxilin-like. Gene Ontology annotation, molecular function: syntaxin binding. The annotation marks the transcript as partial. The record is from RefSeq and is a predicted model, not a curated record. The transcript has 8 exons. Lineage: Eukaryota; Metazoa; Chordata; Actinopteri; Cypriniformes; Cyprinidae.
CUAGAGGAGAACCGUAAUGCUCAGAAACAGAUGCGGGUUCUGCAGAAGAAGCAGACGCAGCUGAUCCAGGAGAAGGACCAAUUACGAAACGAGCACAGCAAAGCCAUCCUGGCACGCAGCAAGCUGGAGAGUCUCUGUCGAGAACUGCAGAGACACAACCGCACACUUAAGGAGGAUGGUGUGCAACGUGCCCGAUUGGAGGAGGAGAAAAGGAAGGAAGUGACUUCACAUUUCCAGGUGACUCUGAACGACAUCCAAGUUCAGAUGGAGCAGCACAACGAGCGUAAUGCAAACCUAAGGCAGGAGAACAUGGAGCUGGCUGACAAACUGAAGAAGCUUAUUGAGCAGUAUGAGCUCAGAGAGGAGCAUAUUGACAAGGUGUUCAAGCAGAAAGAUCUGCAGCAACAGCUGGUAGAUGCGAAGCUUCAUCAGGCACAGGCACUGCUCAAGGACUCAGGGGAUAGGCAUCAGAAGGAGAAAGACUUUCUCCUGAAAGAGGCAGCUGAGUCGCAGAGGAUGUAUGAGCUUAUGAAACAGCAGGAAGUCCAUCUGAAACAGCAGCUCUCAUUGUACACCGAGAAGUUUGAAGAGUUUCAAAACACGCUUUCCAAAAGCAACGAGGUGUUCACAACAUUCAAACAAGAGAUGGAAAAGAUGACAAAGAAGAUUAAGAAGCUGGAGAAGGAAACAACCAUGUACAGAUCACGAUGGGAAAGUAGUAACAAAGCCUUGCUGGAAAUGGCAGAGGAGAAAACGCUACGAGACAAAGAUUUCGAAAGCCUGCAGGUGAAGGUGCAGCGUCUGGAAAAGCUCUGCCGUGCGUUACAGAUAGAACGCAACGAGCUGAGUAAGAAGGUUCAGGGUGUCUCCACAGGCGUUGAGAGUAAGCCAGAAACAGAGACGGGGUCACCAUCAGAAUACCUUUGCUAA